Messenger RNA from Nezara viridula (southern green stink bug), 2285 nucleotides. The record is from the annotation of a GenBank genome assembly. Lineage: Eukaryota; Metazoa; Arthropoda; Insecta; Hemiptera; Pentatomidae.
UUCGAAUUUCGAUUUUCUUACUUUCAGUCAAGUCAAAUUCGAAAAGGUGGUUAGACUAGGAAGCGUGUUUCUGAUAGUGGUAAACUUAGUGAUUAAAAUGGCUGCAAAGCAGUUAGACUUAAAUUUUCUUACUUGGGAAAUUGAUACCACUGGUCGUUAUCUUUUAGAUGAGAUGUGCCAUUUAAGCGCCCGUCACAAGACUUCUACUUUUGAUGAGUAUAUUAUGCCUCACCGUAAUAUUACUUAUUCAUCCAGUAGAAAAAUUCAGCUUUAUACCUUGUCUAUUGGCAUGUAUCGUUCUUUAAGAAAAACUACAAAUGGAAUGGUGAUUAAAACAAAUACAGAAAUUGCAUGUUUGAGUGACUUCAUAGAUUGGUUAGCUAAACGUGGGACUACUCCUGUUGUGUUGAUGUGUUUUGAACCAUAUGAAUAUUCACCCUUUAUACUAUUGCAAGCUUUAAAACGGUAUUCAUUAUUGGAAAAAUUCAAGUCUGUUGUACAUGGAUUUGCUAAUGUAUAUGCUUUCAUUAAGAAGAAAUGUAAGAAAAGUGUUUCUUCCAUGUCUCUCAGAACAUUAGCUAAAAUCUUAUUAAAUAAAAACAACAUUAAGAGUCUAGAUAGCCAGUGCAGAGCUGAAUUGGUGAAUGAGAUUCUUGCUCAUCUUUCCGAAGAUAGUGAAAAUCCAGACCAGAAUUUUUCUCAAGAAAUGCUUCAGUAUGUUUGUACUGUUGAUGAAAUUGAUGAAAGGCUAUGUACAAAGUUAGUGAAGAGAGAUGUUCAGGCAAGCCUAAAACCAAUUUUUAUACCUUAUUUGAAGGAAUUUAAGCACAGAAGGAGGGCGUUAGUUCUUAGAAAUCUUUUGACUUAUAAUUCUUCACCAUCAGUUGAUUAUUCUACACUUAAAACAUUCUGGUCUAAGGGGCCUGACGAAUUUAAGAAGGAAAUAUUCCAAUGUAUUUCAGGUCCAGAGGCAGAUGUUAAUGAUUUAGUUGGAAUUAUAUCAUACCAUUUUCAAAACAUUGAGACAAAUUCUACUCAAGUUCCAUUGCCAGAGAUUGAAAGUAAAAUGAAUGCAUUGCAAUUGGAUAAAUAGUCACUAUAUUUACUUUUGUGAUAAAAUUUGUUAUAAGACAUGAUUUUUCUUUUCAAGUUCAGUGUUGACCAAAAUAUAUUAGCUUUUGAUAAAUGUGCCUUAUAAUGUUCUUGUGCCAAAUUACAUAUUAGGUGAAUGUAUAUUUUUGUAUUUUUCUUAUGAAAUUCUCAUGUUAUCUAUCAUUCCAAUGUUAUAGAAGGUUUUAUUUAUAAGUUUACUUUAACAUUCAGUUUAAGUCUUUUGAGACUUAUUAUUUGUUUUUUGUAUACCUUUUGGUGUAUUAUGAUAUUAUACUUAUAUAACUUAUUAGUUAACUUUUCAGUAUUUUCAAUAACCCAAAAAGUUAAUUCUAUGUAUAAUAUUUAAAGAGUUUAUAUGCCUCGAUAAAAAUUGAGAGAUGGAAAAAUACUUGGCAAUAAAAAUAAAAAUAAAAAUGGAUAUUGAAGAGAAAGAAAAUAAAAAGUAAAAAGAUUACAACGAGAUAAAUAAGAUUUAUCGUCCAGUAAUUUUGAUAGAAUUAAGAAAAUCAAACUCCCUAAAGUUAAUGAUCAGACAUCUCAAAUUAUGAACACUGAUAAAGUAAAACAUCAAUCCCCUUAAAGUAUAGCAGCUGGUUCUGAUUUUUCUGUAUUUCGUUUUUUUUUUUUUUUGUUUUUUUUAAAUACAGAAGAAGACAUAGGAUGUUAAAUGUGCUCCAUUAAAUCAAGUUCAUCAUAAUAUGUUUAGCAUUUUAAAUAAAGCAAGAAUUCAAACUGAACAAUCUUUUAGAGAUCUUUAUAAUCUUUGGUUUGGUAAAGAUGGAACCCAACAAACUAUUUAGAGAAUCUAAAAAGGAAUAAAAUAAAUCUAUCUAAUAUGCCUUGUAUUUUAAGUGGAGCAGGAAGCAAAGCUAAGAGAUCUUUUGAGGAUCUAUAAUCUUUGGUUUGAUGAGAACGGAAACCCCACAAAAUAUUUACCAACUCUAAUAAAGAAUGGAAUAAAUAUAUGCAAUAUUUCUAGCAUUUUAAAUAGAGUUGGAAGUAAAACUAAAUAGUCUUUUGAGGAUUUUUAUCAUCUUUUGUUUGAUAAGGAUGGAAAGAAAACAAAAUAUUUAUAGACUAAAAAAUAAUGGAAUAAAUCAGUGUAAUAUUUUUAGCAUUUCAAGUGGAGAAAGAAGUAAAGCUAAACAAUCUUUUGAGGAUCUUUAUAAUCU